AUGUCGCGCAGUUCUUACGACCGGCAUCUGACGAUCUUUUCGCCGGAAGGCCGUCUGUAUCAGGUCGAAUAUGCCUUCAAGGCGAUCAAUACGGGCGGUAUUACCGCUGUGGCUGUCCGUGGCAAAGACACCGCUGUCGUGGCGACACAGAAGAAGCUGCCGGACAAGUUGAUCGAUGCGUCGACUGUGACGCAUAUUUUCGGCAUUACGCCUGAGAUUGGAUGUGUUGUGACAGGCCGCACACCAGAUGCGCGUGCGCAGGUGCAGCGUGCACGCUCUGAGGCUGCUGAGUUCAAGUACAAGUACGGAUACCCCAUCACACCCGAUCUGUUGGCCAAGCGCCUAGCAAACAUCAAUCAGGUGUACACGCAAAAAGCAGCGAUGCGCCCGCUGGGUAUCUCCAUGAUCCUGGUAGGCUUGGAUGAUGAGCUGGGGCUUGCGCCGCAGAUCUUCAAGCUCGAUCCAGCUGGGCACUAUGUCGGCUACCGCGCGACGGCCAGUGGCGCCAAGGAGACGGAGGCCAUCAACUUCCUGGAGAAGCAGUUCAAGCGUGUGCCCACGGCCAUGGCACCAGAAGCCGCGCUGGCCGAGGCUGAAUCGAUUGCGAAGCAGCUGACGCAUGAAGAAGUCCUGGAUAUGGCCGUGAAUGCGCUCAACACCGUGCUGGCGACGGAGCUCAAGCCCAGCGAAAUCGAGGUCGGCGUGGUCGGUGGGCCGGCGGUCCACGACGUGACGUCGCAGCGGAGAUUCUCGAUGCUGACCGAGGCGGAGAUCGGCCAGAUUCUCGAGCGCUUGGCGGAGCGUGAUUAG
Molecule: messenger RNA, 810 nt
Organism: Malassezia pachydermatis
Lineage: Eukaryota; Fungi; Basidiomycota; Malasseziomycetes; Malasseziales; Malasseziaceae
Product: 20s proteasome subunit
Exons: 1
Coding region: 1-810 (269 amino acids)
Biological process (GO): ubiquitin-dependent protein catabolic process
Cellular component (GO): nucleus; proteasome core complex; cytosol
Source: RefSeq, a predicted model, not a curated record